CUAUAGAGGYAGACGAUGGCGUGACCAUCACGGCUAAAGCCACAAUCGGUUGAGUCGUGCAGAUUAUCAUAAUCGACGUACAUUCAGGUCUUACUAUGGCAACCGAGUCCACAGUGCUAGUGAUCUGCGGUGGUGGUAACGGUGCCCAUGCGUGGUCAGGCAUUGCUUCUUCUCAACCCAACACCGAGGUCCGUGUUCUUACCUUAUUCCAAGAUGAAGCACAGCGUUGGUCAGACUCGCUUGCCAAGGAAGACUUUACUGUUAGCUUUUAUCGAGAUGAGAAGGUUUACUCACAGCUCAAGUCCAAACCAAAGUUAGUCACCAAGAACCCCGAGGAAGCUGUACCCGGAUGUGACGUCAUUGCUUUUGUGCUACCAGCAUUUGCGCAUGAGCAGUAUCUAAAAACCAUUAAGCCAUACAUUGAGCCAGGAAUGAUUCUMAUUGGUCUUCCUGGACAAUCUGGUUUUGAGUUCCAAGUUCCUGGUAUUCUCGGCGACGUCACCAAGCACUGYGCURUCGUCAGCAUGGAGUCGUUGCCAUGGGCAACACGUAUAACAGAGUUUGGAAAGUCAUGUGACGUCGUUGGUACUAAAGAGUCGUUGCUAGGAGCAAUAAGAACUGGUGCAACUCCACCCAAGAAAGACCCACAGGCCGUGUUACAAAGGCUGUUAGGAGAGAAACCAGUUCUGGACAUUAGAGGUCACCUGAUCGGUAUCACUCUAAUGUGUGACGCCUUCCUUCAUCCCUGUAUUAUYCGAGACCGAUGGGAAAACUGGGACGGUCGUCCUGUUGACAAACAGCCUUUGUUUUACCAGGGUAUCAGUGAACAAGGAGCCAACUAUCUCAGUCUCAUGUCUGAUGAAAUACUCUCUGUUGURAAAGAAAUCACUAAACAAAGUCCCAACACUGACUUGUCCCGAGUUGGCCACACCUUUGACUGGUUUAAGAGAAGUUAUGCCAAUGACAUUGAGGAUAMGAGCACUCUAUUCAAGGCCAUUACGACCAACAAGGCUUACAAAGGGCUGGUACAUCCAAUGGUUCAAGCAAACGAUGGUAAAUGGGUACCUAACUUUAAACACAGGUACAUCGUCGAGGACAUGCCRUUUGGUCUCAUUGUAGCACGUGGAAUAGCCGAGGUUGUGGGUGUUGAAACACCUCAUAUUGAUAAACUGAUUGAGUGGACGCAGAAUAACAUGAAGAAGUCGUACCUCGUGGAUGGCAAAAUCAAGGGGGAAGAUGUCAAAGACACACGUGCYCCUCAACGAUAUGGUUUCACUACUUUGAAAGACUUACUUUAAUGGAGUAGUUUUAGCUGUAUUUCAUGAAAUAUAGAGUUUGAUAAACAGUCAUUAUUGUUAGACAUUGAGUAAAAUAUUUCUACAAGUUAGUUGUAAUGAUUUAGUGGAAGUGUGUUUUUUUUUUUGUAUACUCAGUAAGAAGUAGUAAAUAAAAAGAUCGAGAAUGUUACGAUGUCA
Exaiptasia diaphana is the source of this 1475-nucleotide messenger RNA. RefSeq names its product tauropine dehydrogenase. The transcript has 2 exons. The record is from RefSeq and is a predicted model, not a curated record. The coding region runs from base 96 to 1298 and encodes 400 amino acids. NCBI's taxonomy places the organism in Eukaryota, Metazoa, Cnidaria, Anthozoa, Actiniaria, Aiptasiidae. Gene Ontology annotation, molecular function: oxidoreductase activity.